CGAAUUUCUGUUAUAACUACACAAAAUUGGACAGAGCUCAAACUCUCAAAUACGACAAACUAGAAACUACCUUAGAAUUGACUCUCCAAACUUGAGAUGUUCAAAGUAUACGUAGCAUGGUUUAUGCAACUUGUGUAUCCUGCUUUUAUUUGUAUUAUAUCGACAGGAUGGAAUUCGGUAUCUUGUGCUAUUUAUCUUCCUUCCAUUUUGGCCACUGUCGCAGAGUUUUUGUGUUUUUUAUUGUUUCCUAUUAGUUUGACUAAUGGAAAACAUCUUUGUUUUAUAAUGAGAGUCCUUGCAAGUACUUUUAUGUGUGUUUGGUGGUUGCAACGUCGUUUGUUCCAAACAACUAAUAUCUUUCAGUAUGUCCAUAUUUGGAGGAGUUUAACUCUUGGAUUUUUUGGCUUUCUAUUAUGGGUUGCUCUCCCAUCUUUAUUAUAUUUUAUAGGUUUACAACGAUAUCAAAGGCCACAACCAACCAAUGAUAGAGUUCCAUUCAACUGGAAUCCUUCUCUAAUGAGUUACAACCUAUCAGUGAAAAUGAUUCUUCUUGGCAUGAAAAUAGUUCAUUCCGUACUAUUGGUGCCCUUUAUUGAAGAGAUUCAAAUAAGGAAUUUAGCAUUUCGUUUUAUGACACGUUGGAUAUGUGGUCAGUCAUCAUCUACAGGACGCAGUGACUGGGUCCUUGAUGUUUCACUGUAUCGAUUUUGCUGGCCUUCCAUUAUAAUCAUAUCUCUAGGAUUCGGUUGCUGCCAUCUCAGAUAUGAGUUUGAGUGGUUGGCUGGAUUUCUUUAUGGAGUGAUGAUUCAGGUCGUUGCUGUGAAAGACAAGAGUGUCGUGAACGCUGUUUUGGUCCACAUAGUUACCAAUCUUUGUUUAAAUGUUUAUAUUUUCAUAUCUGGUAACUUUUAUUUGUGGUAGCUAUACUUAGGAAUAGGUUUUAAUGUUGUUGCGUUUUUCAAA
Molecule: messenger RNA, 963 nt
Organism: Galdieria sulphuraria
Lineage: Eukaryota; Rhodophyta; Bangiophyceae; Galdieriales; Galdieriaceae
Product: CAAX prenyl protease-related protein isoform 2
Exons: 6
Coding region: 97-921 (274 amino acids)
Biological process (GO): CAAX-box protein processing
Cellular component (GO): membrane
Molecular function (GO): metalloendopeptidase activity
Source: RefSeq, a predicted model, not a curated record